AAUCGCGAAUGAGCCAACAGUUUUCGCUCGACGUUUAACGCGGAUUCGCAAAAAUCGUGGAUAUCGAAAUAAUUUCAGUAAAAAUCUCGGAAAUAAGAGGGAGAGAUAUCGAUCGCUCUCAUCUCGCUCUUAUCUCUGUCUCGUGGGAUUUUUCACAUAAUGCGAUAUACGGAAGCGGAACCGACGUUGGAGCGGAGUUUCGCGCAAGAGCUCAACGAGAUGUCGAGCAGCGAACAAUCGCCGGCGACUGCGACGUCGAGCACAGGGACGCAGACGAUAGAGAUGCAGGAGAACGCGCCGAUCGUUUAUUCCAACAGCAACAUCAUCACGAUGCAACCGACAGAAGGCGAACUUCGAUUUCCGCGAAGACCUAUUCCCAUCAUCAGCACGGACUGGAUCUCGACACCUCGAGCACAAUUUAACGCGAUAUCCGGCACGCAAUUCUUGGCCGGCGUCGAACAGUUGGAGAUUCAGCAGGUUAUUGAUUUGAGUACUAUAAUCCGCAGACCGGAUAGGGUGACUCAGUACAAGGUGAAAGUACCACGGGCGGAAACGCUGUUUCUUGCCACGGAGUCCAAGUCGGAAACGCAGUCGCGAAUGUGCGGCUGGUAUAAAGGUUUUGUGCUGAAUGUCCUGGAUCAAUGCGGCGAGACCGCUUUCAUUAUGCGGAAGGAACCCAGUUGGAUGCACGUGGUUGGAUCGCGACAGAAAAUCACAGUGGAAAGCGCGUAUCUCAUUGGUAGCGUGGAGGAGAAUUUUACUUUAAUGGGAUCGAGCUUUACGGUGUACGACGCAUUCAAGGAACCUCUCUGUAAUAUAUACGGACCCAGCGUCUGCGGCUGUUGCAUGUUUAAAGAAGCGCAGUUCCAGGUAACAUCGUUAGACGGAUCGCGCCAACUCGCAUCGCUGAUACAUCAAUGGGACCACUUGACGGUUGAUUAUAUUCUAUUGCUCACAUUUCCAAUAGAUACCGAUGUGAAAUUGAAAAGCCUGCUCUUCGGCGCAUCAUUUCUGAUAGAAUAUUUAUAUUUUCAACGAAUAAGGAAAACGUCCAGGGAAUAGAUCCAAAUAGCACAAAAAAACUAGUAAACAUCUUAAAGAUGUCUAAAGGUCAAUAAGACAUUUUAAGUUCUUUUUUAUGAACGUGUGAUAUCUGGGAUAAUUAUAAACAAUUUAGAAUUUAAAGUAUUAGCCGAGUAUCGUAAUUUUCCUCUACACUAGAGUACACAUCUUUUGAGAAAAAAAUUAUAUAUAUUUUCACUAUUAAUAGAAAUUAUUUUAUAAAAACAUUAUAACGUGUAAAUAGCAAAUAUAUCGAUCGGAGAUCACUUAAUUAUUCAAUAUUGUAAUCAGAGUUUAUGUAAUCAGAGUUUAUGUGUUAUAUACAUAAUAUAUGUAAUAAAUACUCGUCAUAAAUAUGCAUAUGUCUAUGCGAAUGCAAUGUUUGCAAAAUAAAAAUAAAAUAGGAAAUAGCAAUGGGAAAAUUUUGAUCUUCAAAGUAAAAUUUCGCAUGACAAGCAAAUUUUUUUCCUGAAAACGUCCAAAUAGCUUAAUCUCUUUAAAACACAUAUCUCUUUUAAAUAUAU
Molecule: messenger RNA, 1586 nt
Organism: Camponotus floridanus (Florida carpenter ant)
Lineage: Eukaryota; Metazoa; Arthropoda; Insecta; Hymenoptera; Formicidae
Product: phospholipid scramblase 4
Exons: 7
Coding region: 160-1062 (300 amino acids)
Biological process (GO): plasma membrane phospholipid scrambling
Cellular component (GO): plasma membrane
Molecular function (GO): phospholipid scramblase activity
Source: RefSeq, a predicted model, not a curated record